GCUUUCAAUUUCUAUAAAUAGAGCAAUGUUUUCAGGCUUUACACGAAUCAUUGGAGAUCUCAAGCUAGCUAAGAAUGGAAUUUCCUAAUGGAGAGCAAUCUCGUGAGCUACUUCAAGCUCAAGCUCACAUAUGGAAUCAAAUAUUCAACUUCAUAAACUCUAUGUCACUUAAAUGUGCAAUUCAACUAGGCAUACUGGAGGUCAUCCACAGCCAUGGCCGUCCCAUGACCCUAUCUGAGUUGGUAGAUGCUCUUCCAAUCCACCAAACAAAAGCCAAGUUCAUCUAUCGCCUGAUGCGCAUCUUGAUUCACUCUGGUUUUUUUGUCAGGCAAAAGAUCUUGGAAAAUGAUGAAGAAGGAGGUUAUUUGCUCACACUGCCUUCUCAACUCCUCCUAAAGGACGAGCCCUAUAGCAUGACACCCUAUUUGGUAGCCAUGCUAGAUCCGAUUUUGAUAAAUCCGUGGCACCAUGUGAGUGAGUGGUUCCAAAAUGACGAUCCCACGCCGUUUCAUAUGACUCAAGGGAAGACGUUUUGGGAAUAUGCAAGCCAUAAACCAAAGCUUAACCAUUUCUUUAAUGACGCCAUGUCUAGUGAUUCCCGGUUGGUCACUAGCGUGGUGAUUAAAGAUUACAAGGGGGUGUUUGAGGGGUUCAAUUCCCUCGUGGACGUUGGUGGUGGAGUAGGGACAGUUGCGAAGGCCAUUGCAGACGAAUUCCCACAUUUGAAGUGUAUCGUGCUUGAUCUCCCACAUGUUGUGGCCGACCUCGAAGGGACUGAGAACUUGAGCUAUGUUGGAGGAGACAUGUUUGAGGCUAUUCCUCCUGCAGAUGUUGUUUUACUAAAGUGGAUCUUACAUGACUGGAGCGAUGAAGAGAGCUUGAGGAUACUAAAAAAAUGUAGAGAGGCGAUCCCAAGCAAGGACAAGGGAGGAAAGGUUAUAAUCAUCGACAUGAUUGUGCAAAAUCAAAAAGGAGACGACGAGUCAAUUGAAACACAACUAUUUUUUGACAUGUUGAUGAUGAUUGUGUUGACCGGCAGAGAGAGAAAUGAGAAAGAGUGGGCAAAACUCUUCUUUGAUGCUGGCUUUAGUGACUAUAAAAUAACUCCUAUUCUGGGCUUGAGAUCUGUUAUUGAGGUCUAUCCUUGAUGGUACCUAGCUCAUGUUUGCUUCAAUAAGAGCCAUAUUGAAGAGUGUAUUUAUAAUAAAGAAUAACUAGUGUAAGAUUGCUAUGUAACUUUUAGAAGAAGAUCUCAAUGUUAGAAUUUGUAACAAGUAUUAGCAGCAAGCAAAACUUUAGUUGAUGAUGUAUGAAUGUAAGAGUCCCUGAGUUUAUGAGUAUUCGAACAAUCC
This is a messenger RNA of Ilex paraguariensis (yerba mate), 1352 nucleotides long. Lineage: Eukaryota; Viridiplantae; Streptophyta; Magnoliopsida; Aquifoliales; Aquifoliaceae. The record is from the annotation of a GenBank genome assembly.